UCGUACACAAGCAUUUCGCCUUUCAUGUGGUCUAAAGCUCUUAGAGACGUGGAGAAUUUAAGACGAACAACAAAAAAGUGAUGUGUUUGCUUCCAAUAGUAGUUGGAUUUCGGUUUCUCAAAGUAUAAUCAUCAAGAAAAAGGACUGUUCAGUUCAGGAGAAGGAAUGGCGUUGCAAUUCAGCAGUGCCUGUAACUUUGCUUUGAGCCAGAAAAGGGUUGAGAGAAUCAGGGCAGUUGCUUCGAACGAUUUUAUUAAGGUGAAAACCGAGGAAGAUAAGCUUGUGAAGUUGGGUGGUUCUGAUUUGAAGCUCACAAAGCUCGGGAUUGGAGCUUGGUCAUGGGGCGACACCAGUUACUGGAACAAUUUUGAAUGGGAUGAUAGGAAGAUGAAAGCUUGUAAGAACGCAUUUGAUGCUAGUAUUGAUAGUGGUAUAACUUGGUUUGAUACUGCUGAGGUUUAUGGCUCAAGGUUCUCAUUUGGUGCAAUAAAUUCUGAGACGCUGCUGGGAAGAUUUAUCAAGGAACGGAAGAAAAAGCAUCCAGAAGAUGAGAUAGCUGUUGCAACUAAAUUUGCUGCAUUGCCAUGGAGGCUUGGGCGCCAAAGCGUCCUCUCGGCCCUUAAGGAUUCAUUGAGUCGACUCGAGCUUGAUUCAGUGGAACUCUAUCAACUCCACUGGCCAGGAAUUUAUGGAAACGAAGGAUAUAUUGAUGGUCUUGGAGAUGCUGUGGAGCAAGGGCUGGUGAAGGCUGUUGGAGUCUCCAACUACAGCGAAGAGCGACUUCGUGUGGCUUAUAAGCAGCUAAAGAAGCGAGGUAUCCCCUUGGCUUCAAACCAAGUCAAUUACAGUCUCAUUUAUAGGAUACCCGAGGAGAAUGGUGUGAAGGCCACGUGCGACGAACUUGGCAUCUCUUUAAUAGCAUAUUCACCCAUCGCUCAAGGUGUUUUGACCGGAAAGUAUACACCACAGAACAUCCCUACAGGACCUCGAGGAAAUAUUUACACUUCCAAGUUCCUAACUGAGCUGCAACCUCUUAUUAACAGGAUCAAAGAGAUUGGACAGAAUUACGACAAAACUCCAACACAGGUGGCUCUCAACUGGCUAAUAGCUCAAGACAAUGUGAUCCCAAUUCCAGGAGCCAAAAAUGCAGAACAAGCGAAAGAGUUUGGUGGGGCGUUGGGUUGGAGACUAACUAGCGACGAGGUUAACGAGCUUCGUGCAUUGGCUUCAAAAUCAAAACCCACGAUGGGUUUUCCCGUUGAAAAAAUGUAAACUAACAAUGCCCAUUUCAUGUUUGUCGAAAUACGUUAAAUAUAUGUAUAUGCAAUAGGUUCAGCAGUGCGUUAACUCGAUCA
Messenger RNA from Cynara cardunculus var. scolymus (artichoke), 1355 nucleotides. RefSeq lists its product as uncharacterized. Gene Ontology annotation, cellular component: cytoplasm. The coding region runs from base 166 to 1272 and encodes 368 amino acids. The transcript is spliced from 10 exons. NCBI's taxonomy places the organism in Eukaryota, Viridiplantae, Streptophyta, Magnoliopsida, Asterales, Asteraceae. The record is from RefSeq and is a predicted model, not a curated record.